GGUUGGUUAAGAAUGAAAAAAGAUUAUGAUCUUGUCAAACCAAUAUUAGAAGAAUAUGAUGAACGAAUAAAUGUCGAACAGAUUGAUCUAAAAUAUGAAUUUCAGAUACAAGAUCUUUCGUUUCAAUAUAAAGGAACAAGAGAAACUUUUCAUUUACAACUUGAUGGUUCACUCAGUUUUAAAAAGGGUGAAGUUAUAUUGAUUACUGGUAAAAGUGGAUCAGGUAAAUCAACAUUCUACGAUAUUCUAAAUGGUUCAAUUCCAAUGAAUGAUUAUUCAGCUAAAGUACAAAUUGAUAAUGAACAACAAUCAACAACACUUCAUUCCAUUGAAAAAUGUCGAACAAUGGUUUUACAAGAUAGUGACAUGGAUUAUCGAUCGACAAUUUACAGUAUGGUGACAGAUAUUGAUGAAGAUGAAGUGAAUAAAAAUCGAACGCCUGAACUUGAUUCACUCGUAUGGGAAUUUUUACGUCUUGUUCAAAUUGAUGAUUUUAUUCGAGAUGAACUCAAUGGUGAUCUUGAUGAAGCAAUGGAAAAUAAAUUGAGUGGAGGACAAAAAAUGCGAUUGUUAUUGGCACGAGCUUUGUAUCGUGCUCAUAAUCGUAAUUCUUCACUAUUGAUUCUUGACGAACCGGAUAAAGGUUUACCUGCUGAAAUAACACUUACUAUCAUUGAUAAUAUUAUGAAAUGGUAUCGAUCGAAAGGUAUUCUUUUUCUUACGCUACAUACUGAACGAGCGCAUAUGCUUAAUUUCGAUCAAACUUUACAUAUUGACCAAGGAAUUAUUACUAAAAUCAAAUAA
This is a messenger RNA of Adineta steineri, 804 nucleotides long. Lineage: Eukaryota; Metazoa; Rotifera; Eurotatoria; Adinetida; Adinetidae. The record is from the annotation of a GenBank genome assembly.